This is a messenger RNA of Cuscuta europaea, 379 nucleotides long. NCBI's taxonomy places the organism in Eukaryota, Viridiplantae, Streptophyta, Magnoliopsida, Solanales, Convolvulaceae. The record is from the annotation of a GenBank genome assembly.
GCAUGCAAAGAGUGUGUAGUGAGUGAGAGACUGAUAAAAAAAGAAAGAAAAACAAUGGCUUCUAAGCAGCAGCUGCACUUUGCUCAUUUCGCUGUUUUCUUCCCCGCAUCUGCCUUGAUGUUGGCGGGGAAGGGCGCGGCGGAAUGCAACGGCCAUUCAGUUUGCUUGCCGUUCGAGAUGCCGCCGUGCGGCAACUCGGUGGACUACCGGUGCGUCCCGUGGGCGCUGUUUGGGGGGCAGUGCAUCCACCCAAACGCGAUGCCGUCGUACGCGAAGAAGAUCGAGGAGCAUCCCAACCUGUUGGGAAUAUUUUAUGGUGUUCAAUCUAGUUAGUUAUCUUUGUAUUUGUGUAGUUAUAAAUUAAACGUGUAAUACGGGC